Bactrocera oleae (olive fruit fly) is the source of this 824-nucleotide messenger RNA. RefSeq names its product pupal cuticle protein Edg-78E. Gene Ontology annotation, molecular function: structural constituent of chitin-based larval cuticle. NCBI's taxonomy places the organism in Eukaryota, Metazoa, Arthropoda, Insecta, Diptera, Tephritidae. Gene Ontology annotation, cellular component: chitin-based extracellular matrix. The record is from RefSeq and is a predicted model, not a curated record.
AGUUACUUGGCAAGCAGCAACCCUUUUAAAUAUAAGCGUUUACUAUAAAAAGACCGAAAUUUUUUGGUUCAUCGCACAGUUUCUGGAUAUCAAGCAACGAGUCCUGCUGCGUCUUCUUAAACACAAAUCAAAGUAACCACAACCAAACUCAAAAUGCUUAAACAUCUCAUCUGCAUUGCGCUCUGCUCGUUGACCUUCGUCUGUGCCGACAACAUUGACAAAAAUGCCGAAAUACGCAGCUUUCAAAGUGACGCAUCCGAUGCCGAAGGCAACUACCAGUUCUCUUAUGAGACCAGCAAUGGCAUUCAACGUCAGGAGGCCGGCAGUUUGGCCGGUGUGCGCGGCUCACUGAAUUACGUAUCGCCCGAAGGUGAGCGCAUCUCUUUGAGCUACACCGCCGACGAGGAAGGUUUCCAUCCAACCGGUGAUCACCUGCCGACGCCACCGUCCGUGCCGGCAUAUGUGUUGCGCUCCCUCGAAUAUAUACGCGCACAUCCACCACAACUCAAAGAGGAGCAAUAAAAGCAUGCAUCUACAAGAAUCACCGGUUUAUGUUAGCUCUAUGGGUCAAAUGCCCGCCCGGUUGCAUGUCCGAGUGACGCGACGUGUUAAUUGCCGUAUUUAAAUUUUUGUAUUGUUUUAUGUUUUCACAUUGUUUUUCUUUUUGUAUUUUUGUAAUUUUGUUUUAACACAUAAUCUUCUCUUCGGCUAAUUUGCUCAUGCAUCUUUCGCUUUUUCGCGCGCGCAGUUGGCGGUAUAAGCAAGCGCAUAGUCAUUAUUUGUAAUUAAUAGCUUUUGUUUAAUAAAUGAAGUGUAUAAAAAAA